AUGGCGAAAAGACAACAUUUACGUCAACAUUUGACAAAUUUCGAAACCAACUUUCGGAAGGAUUGUCUUUUGUCCAGAAAUGAAGCAUGUCCUGUUUUCAUCGAUUUUUGUGAUGCAUCAGCUGAUGGAAAUAGUUUUUCGGAAGCCACAGUGAACAUUUCAACUGACGACGGAUUUCGACUUGCAGACUUUCAGCUUACUGAACAGCAUGAGGAGUGUCUUCUUUCAUUGUUCGGAAACAAAGACUAUAAUGAAUUCAAUAUACAAGUUAUUCUUGCUGCGCAUUUGUUUAGACCAUUGACUGGUAGUUACGAGAUUGGAAACAAAGUUUUCCCAAAGGAUGCAAGAAGGUGUCCAAACUGUGCAAUGGAUAUCAGCGAAAAUCAAAUGAACACAUCACUUGGUAACACAGAAGUGUGGCACGGACAUGCAGAUAUACUUGUUAACAGAAGUACAGUUAAGAUAGGAACUGAAGACAAUAAAGAAGAUGGUAGUAGUGAACCACCACCAAAGAAAAUUAAAACUGGGGACUUUGAAGAUGAUGAAAAUUCAACUUCAGGGGAAGAAACUCUCGUUGAAGUAAAAAAGGAUGCAUUUACUUCUAAAGCAGUGUCACAAGUAUUAUCUCAAACAAUUGUUAAUGCGUUUUCAGAAGUGAACAAAAAUCAAGAGUUAUCUAGUUCCUAUAUAGCAUCGUGUUUUGCCUCAUCUCAAGCUAUUAGAAUAGCUUUGUAUAACUGUGAAUCAGAUAGUCUGAUACUAUCUGAUCAUAUGAAGAUCUUCAUGUAUGUUAAUAGCGAAAUCGUCUUAGACGUUACAACUGUGUUGAGUGUAUGGUAUGCCUUGAACUUUGAAAGUCAUAUUGAUAAAAACAGUAAACUAUUUCCAAAAUUUGAAGGGGUAUACCGGAGGUCAAACUUCAAAGAACAGGCUGGUAAAAAGUUUGAGGUAUAUGAUAAAAAGUGUACCAAACCUAUGACAGAAGCAGUAGGAAAUAAGGAAAUUGAAUUCAAUCUAUCAUUUUAUUAUACUCCCGAUUCUAUACUCCCUGUAAUAGAAGAAAGUCAUUCAUUGCUUAGUCAUGCAAAUCCUUAAAGCAAGGUGAGGAGAUUAACUUUGCAAGUUUUCCAGGAUUUUUGAUAUGUAAAAUGUGUCUUGUAUGUCACUAUAUAAGUUACUUAAUUAGUUAUGUGCAUUUGGUCUUUGUCAGUUUUUUCUCAAUUAUAAUGUCAUUAUGGUAUUAAUCACCUUGAUUGAUAGCUCUAGUUUAUUUUUCCUAAACAUCAGAUUAUGUUAAUUGCUUGUGUGUUGAUCUUAAUUUGGUAUGAAGACUGCAUUCUCAUCAUAAAAUUACGUCACAAAAACACAAAAUAUUGUUAGAAAUGGUUUAAAAUUAAAAUCUAGAGCACAGAGGUUAGCUUUUUUACGAUAAAUUAUUGUCCUUUGGUCUCUAUCUACUAUUUCUUUGAAAUACAUACAAUGUAUUCGUUUUGGAUAUGGCCAACUUCAGAAGUAGUUUUAAGGUAGCCUCCUACAAAAGGUGCACACUGUAUGAAAUGGUUAAUAGCAGGUCAAAAUAGCGAAGAAAAGACUUUAAAAAUGAAAUCUUAUAAAAUUACAGAAACUUCAUUGCCCAGAGCUUAAAUCAUCACUUCGUGUUCCAAUAGAAAAGUUAUACAUCUAUAAAUAAAAAAACCCAGAGUCAAAAAUUGGCCUGUCAGACAUAUGCAUGUCAAUACAUUAUAGUUAUAUUGAUGAAAAUUACACAGAAAGGAAAAGCUGAGAUGGUUAGCGAAAAGCUGAGAUGAUAAGCGUGUGGCAUUGCCUAGGAGACCUAUAGUAAAAAUAUGUAAAUCUUGCGACUAGGCUAAAACAAACAUACCCAGCACAGGGGGUUAUUUUAUGAUGAUUAAGUAUCACAAUGUUGAUAGUUUAAAACAUGUUUCAGAUAAGAUUUGUGCACAGGUCUGAGUCUCUUUAUUUCAAACUUACUUUUGAUUACCCUAAUUUGCAUUUAGUUGUACAUAUUUUUGUCCCCCUACUUUGCAAUACUUUUGUUAAUCACCUGUCACAAAGUGAAAUGGUGAGCUUUUGUUAUCGCUUUUCGACUGGCAGCCGUACAUCGUCUGUCCGUCGUGCGUCCGUUAUCUUUUACUUUAAACGACAUCUCCUCAUAAAGUUCUUAACCAAUUUCGUCCAAACUGCAAAGGAAUGUUCCUAUGGUAGUCAACUUUAAAAAUUGUUCAAAGAAUUUAAUUCCAAGCAGAACUCUGGUUGCCAUGGCAACCGAAAGAAAAAAACUUAGAAUAUCUUCUUUUAAAAAACAGAAUAUCUUCUUUUAAAAAACCGUAAGAGCUAGAGCUUAAAUAUUUUGCAUGAAACAUCAUCUAGUCAGUGUCUACCAAGUUUGUUCAAAUAAAAGCCCUGGGGUCAAAAUUGGCCCCGUCCCAGGGGCCUAUAUACAGGUGAGCGAUUUCAGGGCCAUUUUGGCCCUCUUGUCUCAUUUCAAUGUUAAAUUAUUGUAUCAUUUAAAAUGCUAUUAAAAUUGAUAUUUGUUAUGAUAGUAAAAGGAUGUUGUUGAUAACUUUUAUCAUUUAAGGAUAGCAUUAGUACUUUAUAGAAUUGAAACUUUUAUUAUAAUUUUGUUAUAUUGAUAAAACCCUAAAUAUUUUUCAGUAAUUGUGGUUAUAGCUGCUUGACUAAUUUACUGGGUUUUAGACUUUAUUAUGUAGGUGAAAUAUUGUUAUUUCUAACAUCUAUAUAAAUAAAACUCAAUUGUUUGCAAAUUUUUAGGAAAGUUUACCAUCAUUUACGAAAUUUACUGGGAUGUGAUGACAAAUUAUUAAAUUAUUCACUUUAUCGAACUUAAAGGUAUGCAAAUUGCAAUAAUCUAGUAUUUUGUAGCUUAGUAAAAUACAUACAGAGUUUUUUUUGUACAAGAGAGAAGAGAUCAAACACCAAACUUCAUUCAA
This is a messenger RNA of Ruditapes philippinarum (Manila clam), 2972 nucleotides long. RefSeq lists its product as uncharacterized. The coding region runs from base 1 to 1095 and encodes 364 amino acids. Lineage: Eukaryota; Metazoa; Mollusca; Bivalvia; Venerida; Veneridae. The transcript has 3 exons. The record is from RefSeq and is a predicted model, not a curated record.